Messenger RNA from Leguminivora glycinivorella, 4075 nucleotides. Its product is annotated as zinc finger and BTB domain-containing protein 17-like. Gene Ontology annotation, biological process: regulation of transcription by RNA polymerase II. The transcript is spliced from 25 exons. The record is from RefSeq and is a predicted model, not a curated record. Lineage: Eukaryota; Metazoa; Arthropoda; Insecta; Lepidoptera; Tortricidae. Gene Ontology annotation, molecular function: DNA-binding transcription factor activity; RNA polymerase II cis-regulatory region sequence-specific DNA binding. The coding region runs from base 129 to 2801 and encodes 890 amino acids.
CGUAGCGUACGUAAUGGUGGCUGUAUGGUGGCUGCUUGCGUAAAGUGAUCAUUGCUGACAACUUUUGACAAAAAUUUACGGAAAACUUAUAGAAACUAACAAGGGAACUGGAUAAAUAAUCAAGCAGGAUGAGUGUGUCACGGGUGGCGUGCUGCUUCAUCUGCAGCGCCAGCACGCGUGACGCGAACACCAUCAGCCUCAUUCAAGACACGAGUAACCUGCAGUCCGGGAAGAAGCUUCUAGACAUUGUGAGUGAGAUAGCAGAGAAGCCGCUGAAAGAGGAAGACAUACAUUCUACUGUGCUAUGCAAGAAAUGCAGUCAGACGUGCAAGGAGUAUGAUGACCUGCAAGUGCGACUAAAGUUAAUCAAGACGGAGCUCCAUGGACAAAUAAACAAGAACAAUGAGAGUCCCACCAAGCCCGAGGCCAAGAAAGUUGUCCUGCCCGCUUCGAAGCUGCACCCAUUGCCUCCAGACUUUGUUCUCAAUGUUGGUCGCUUACCUGGAGUACAGAAGGUAACAACUAUACCAUCAAAACUAAGUCUCAAAGUCACCGUAGGCACCUCCGUUCUCACACAAAGCAUCAAAACUACCUCCGCGCUGGCCAAAAACAUUGUCAUACAGAAGACUCUGCCCAAGACGGAGCCCCAACCACAGAGCGAAGACCUGGUGUUUGAAGAAACGAAGGAUUUUAUAUCAUCUGUGGUGCUGCAGAGGAUUGAAGAUGGGAAUAAUGAUGAUCAUCCUAUGGAGAUUGAUGAAGACUGCUCAUACGCUAUAGUAACUCAAGAAGAUGGCACAAGCGAAGUAAGAGAAAAGAAGUCAGGCGAGCAAUCAUCAUCAUACGUGCUCCAAAAGUCCGGUGAUCAGUCAAUGUUUGACGUCAGCCUGUUAUCCUCUCUAGAAGACAGCGGAGGGGAAAACGAGGCCGAAGCCAGCACGGACCAGUAUAUAGUCGGGAAAUUGGAGAUACUGAGCGAGAGGGAAGAUGAAGAUGAUGAGGAGCAAACAAUAGUGAUGUCUGAGGAAAACUCCAUAUUCCGAGUGGUGUCGGGGCAGAAGCUUGUGUACAGUGAAUCCGGGCUCGAGCUGCUUAGUGAAGACGCUGACACGCAAGCGGACAGUCAAGAUGACGAAGAUUCACAAAUAGAACUUCAAGUAUCUGGGGACGAGGAAACUGCAAAUGCUAUUAUUGCUGCGGCACGGGAGCAAGGUGGUGCGUUUAUAAAAGUGCAGUCGGGAGAGAUGUAUCGCGUCAAGUCAGUGCAGAGCAAACCUAAGGAAGAGGAAGAAACGGACUUCACAGAUCAUUUGCAGAUUGUGGUGAAGGAAGAUGGCGUAUUUAACUGCGUGCUGUGCAGAAAAAAUAAAGCUAAAGGGGCCCGCACCGGGCGCUGCGCCGGCGACGCGGAGUUCAUAAUGCGGCACAUGCGCAGCCAGCACGCCGCGCGCGUGUACAUCUGCCGCACGUGCGGCCGCGUGCUGCGCCGCCGCGACCACUACAUCGCGCACGUCGCUAAACAUGCGAAAGAAAAUUCGAGCACAGACAAGAGUAAAUUUCACGAAUGCGACACUUGCCAUAAGAAAUACAGUUCCAAAACCCUACUAGUGGAACAUAUGAACUUGCACAACGGCCAGCGUCCCUACACAUGCCACAUUUGCCACAAGAGCUUCGCCUCCAAAUACACGCACCAGUCGCACCUCAAGACGCAUUUGGACCGGCCUCGACCGUUCAAAUGCGCGGCGUGCGGCAAAUGUUUCUUCACACUGCAGAACCUCAAUCAACAUCACAAAACUCACUCCGGGCUCAAAGAGUUCGAGUGUAACAUUUGUGGUAAAGCGUUCGGCACACAGCACAACUUGGAAAUGCACGGUGUAGUACACUCGGGGCAGAAGCCCUUCGUGUGCGGAGUCUGCGGGAAAGCCUUCGCUCGGCGUGCUGAGGUUAAAGACCAUAUGCGGAUACAUACUGGCGAGCGUCCAUUUGCGUGUGACGUAUGCGGGGCAACCUUCUCUCAGCGCUCGAACCUGCACUCGCACAAGCGCGCCACUCAUUACGACGACAAGCGCUACAAGUGUGACCAGUGCCCUAAACGAUUUAAGAGACGAAGGUUAUUAGACUACCACAUCAAGGCAUCUCAUACGGGAGAGCGCCCUCUAAAGUGUGAAAUUUGCAAAGCCACCUUCGUGUACCCGGAGCACUACAAGAAACACGCCAGGAUACACAGCGGGGAGAAACCUUACGUCUGCGAGGUAUGCGGCAAGUCCUUCAACUCUCGCGACAACCGCAAUACGCACCGUUUUGUGCACAGUGAUAAGAAGCCGUACGAAUGCUUAGUUUGUGGCGCCGGCUAUAUGAGGAAACGGCUGCUAUACUCACAUAUGAACACACAGGGUCACUUAGCGGAGUCGAUCGUGGUGAACCAGCCGCGCGUCACCAUACAGCGCGUCGCUGGCGCCGCGCCCGCCGACAACGUUUACGAGUCUACAGAAGAGUUAGAACUAGAAAGUGAAGGAACGGCGAAAGACGGCGAGAGCCAAGGCGCGGUGUAUAUCGGUGAUAAGAAGUACAUCCUCCAGGGCGGGAAGACCUCGCUCAACUUGGUGCAGGAGACAGACGAUAUUCUCACUUAUAAUUUGGAGGGAGCUUUGAAGACUGAAUCUAAUUUCCUCGAGGCGGUUACUGCAGAGCAGUUGGGAGAGGUAGAAUCACAGUUGAGUGGCGACGGCGGCGGCGCGGUGCGCGUGGUGCAGAUCACGCUGCCCGACGGCAACAACGGCUGGGUCGCCAUCAACCCCUGAGCACUGUUCCCGCCGUACUACAGCCGGGCCAGACACCAAGUGAUACACGAAACCAUCUAAAAUCUGUGUAAACAUGCUCGGCCACAUAUUCGAAAGCGUAGGAGCGUUAGCGGAGCGCAAUGAUAGCGGUGCGCCGGACGAACGCUGGCGGGAACUUAAGAUCUCUCUAAUCAUUUCGUCACGGAAUCGGCUUUCGCUGACCAAAAAUCGCUCCCUAAUAUGACAUGCGUACGCAUGCGUUCAGCGGCGAUGGCGCGUAAGCGUCUUCAUAGUAUCGAGAGAAUUUUGGUCUGCGCCAAUGAGGAGGCACACUGACAUUUUAUGCUGCCAGGCGGCGCCUGUGCAAGUGUCUAGGCAUGUCACUGUCAUUCAUAUGUGUGUGAGAGAGAGAAAAAACAUAUCUUCUCGCUCUCACGUAAUAGACUAAUAGGGUGACGCCAUCUGUCAUAACCUUUGAGUGUGCCUUCUCAUUCCGCGUCAUGUUUGGGGUAACCCUAAGAAUACUACGAAAAAACCCUAAGAAUACUAAGAAAUAAAGCCAGGAAUUUAAUAUCUGUAAAAAAUGAAUGUAAAUUGUUUUUAGUGUUUCUUAGCUUUACUUUAUUGUAAAUCGCUAUUUACCAAAACCAUAAUGUGAUUAAUAAAUCGUUAUUCAUUUAAACAAUACGCUUAACCUGUAAAUAUAUAACGCACAAAAUGAAGUAAGUAAUAGUAGAAGUUUUAGACAAAAUACAGUUGUUAUUACCAGAGAUCGGACGGAUUUGCGACAUUCUUAGUGACUUACGUCAUUUUAAUGACUUUUAGUAUGAGAUGACGCAAAAAAAUCCGAUCUCUGGUUAUUACAAACAUACUUGUUUUACAACCAUAGGGUAUAAUGCCAAAUGCCAAUAACUAAUAACCAGAUAACCACCCGUCGCCUUUGGCAGCUCCGAUAUAUUUGACGGCAACUAAAGUUAUUAUAUUUUCAUGGAAUGAUAUUUUCAACCUAAGCUAUUGUAAAUACCAUAAAUCGAGGGUUUACUGGUGAAACCCGAUAAAUCGAGAUAAUUUGUCCUUGAAAUGACAACAUUGUGGAAAUUACACUCGAUAGUUCGAAUUUCAAAAACCAGUCUGCUCGACUUAUCGGGUUUCACCAGUAAACCCUCGAAAUAGUUUCGUUCCAGUUAUUUAAUUAUGUCAAUUAAAACUUUUAUCAAGCCGAACUGUUUUGUACAUUGCAAGUUUUAUUUGUACAUAUGUACGAUAUAUUUGUAAAUAAAGAGGUUCGUUUUAAA